Messenger RNA from Lachnellula hyalina, 4371 nucleotides. RefSeq names its product Bud site selection protein (gene BUD4). Gene Ontology annotation, molecular function: GTP binding. Lineage: Eukaryota; Fungi; Ascomycota; Leotiomycetes; Helotiales; Lachnaceae. The record is from RefSeq and is a predicted model, not a curated record. The coding region runs from base 1 to 4371 and encodes 1456 amino acids. The transcript is spliced from 3 exons.
AUGGCUUGUUUACUCGCGGUUUCGCAGAUUCAGGACUCUAUUGACACCAGACAGGUCCACCCUUUGCGCAUACAGAAGGGCACUCCUUCACCGACCAAACUUCCUCGACCUCUGUCUGAAUUGGCUCCUACUGAGCAAAGAAGGAACUCACCAAGCUUCACUCAACCAACCAAGAACACGCAGAAGAUGGCGCUCAAUGCGGACUCGUCUCCAUUCCAGUCGUCCCCUUUCAAUGCCUCCGAGGGCAACUCUUCCCCGCGACUCUUCUGGCAAGGUCGUGAUCCAGCGACACCAAAACGGUUUAAUUCGGAGAAUAAUGGUGUAUUUGUUGGAAGAGAGACAUCCCCUUCACCUACUCGACGCUCCUCGAUCGAACGUCUGCAGCGCGCAUCGCGUGUCAAGAAUAGCAACAUGUUCGCGCGCGAACAAAAACAAGAAUACGAUCCUACUUCGCUUCCAUUCAUUGAACGCCCUCUGGCAAAGCAAUUACAAGGAAAUUCAUAUGGAGGGUCGGGUUUGGAGGGACUGCGUUCAGCGGAGCGUCAACGGCCGUUUGGUCUUCAAAGAAAUGAUAGCAUAACAGGGUCCCCAUUGUACAGUCCUACCAAAACCCCGCUCAAAAGUGGCGGAAACCAUAAUCGAUCUCCAAGCAAGGAUCAAAUCUCACCUACAAAAUCAUCGCUAGCUACUGGUCGUUUCAACGGCAAGUCCAGCUUUGACUCGGAGAAUGGCCAGUUCUCAGAGGAUAAUUCCGGUGAUGAGAGAUCUCUUCCGCCAGGACGUGCUCUUCACAGGCAUGCUAAGAGCGUGACGUUCGAUGCUGCUCCACCGCAAGUCAAUGAGUACGAGAUGGCAACCCCAGAUCUCUCAUCGAUUGGCACAGGGUCGCGCGAGAACAGUUACGACUCCGGUGAAGAUGAAGAUGAAGACAGCUACAUUAUUCACGGUGAUUCUAUGGAGCAGGAUGAUAGCUUUGAUGCAUCGCUUGAGGAUACAGACAAAACCCCAGUCGUUGGGCCGGAUGAUUGGAGACAUGCUAGCCCUGAUGUUCAUCGCAAUAGCAUGAUGUCGGGGCAAUUUGAGGAUCCGUUUGAAGGUCCUGAAGGGAGCCCAAUGCCUGAAGCCCGUCCAACUUCCUCUGGACGCCAAGCAGCCAUUCGUAACGACUCGCUAAAUUCAAAUGGUGAUCACAGACCUCUGCCACCACUUCCUGGCAUGAGCCAACAUGUACGAAGUGGUUCAGCUUCAUCCAUCGGACUAUCCGCAGCAGCUGAACGUGCCACCCAGCGAAAUCUACCAUCUCCACCUGCAGCCUCUCCUGUCAGCAAGUCAGAUAUACAAGGGAUGUCGGGUGGAAAAUUGACCUUGGAAGAGCGGUUGCAAUUGAUGAUGAUCUCAGACGAGGAUAAACCCAAAACGAUGGCUGAACAGCAGCGAGAGCGUCGAAUGCGACGUGCUGGUGCUGGCGCUCGUGAGCGACAACAGAGUCAUACGCCAGACCGUGAACAGUCCAUAACGGUACAUGAAGAUGAGGACACUCUCGAUGAUCUUCCUGAUCUCGGAACCUACCAGCUACCCCCGCGCAUCUCACGAGAAUCCAUCAUGCGAAAAGUUAAUGGACAAGAGACAUCUUCGCGGGAGUCUGACUACAACUUCUCCUCCCCGAUGCCUAGUUCAAGUCCUGAGCGUCCUCCUGCUCUUGAUCCAGACACCCCGAUUCCCUCAACGGAAGAUGCAUCAAUAGCUGAGAAUGACGACAGCGUUGUCAUUAAACCUGAGCCAGAGGAAGAUGAGGUUGAUGUAUAUGCAAUCCCUGAUAUGUACCAGCGUAACGAGUCGCGGAUGGAUGAUUACGACAACGCCCAUCUCAACCCCCCCGAAGAAGAUGCUGGUAGCGACUACUCUGAUCCCACACCCAUCAACCCAGAUCUUCAAUCUAGCGGCAGUUCUGGUGAAGAUGACCUUCCUACCCCACAGCCAGAGAUUUCUAUUCCUCAAAGUCCACUGCAACUGGAUAGGAAGAACUCUCUCCCUGAAUUCAAAGGAUUCAUGGAUAACCAUGACUUUGGCCUAGGCUUGAAAUCUUAUAUGACUCCAUCUCCACCACCGCCUCCACCAAAGGAUGUUCCUCUCGCCCGAGCCCCAAGUAUGACUGAAGCUCAACAGUACCUCCAACGAUCAGAAACCCCCGAUGAACGCCAAAUGCCGACCUCGAAACCGGAAUAUGACGGCACUGGAUGGGGAUCUGAUGAGGACGAUGAGUUGGACAGGGGAAGUCCAGACUCUGUUAUCAGACAUCCUCUGGCCACGGAACCUUCUCCACCUCGCGACUCCCCCAGCAUCCCCGAGCGAGUUGCAACAAUCAAGUCAUUCGGCUCCAAUCUGAAGACGAGGCCGUCCGCGACGCCUUCGGAUCUCAUGGCCAUGAGAGAAAUGAGGCGUCAAGUCAGUGGCGAGACACCAAACAUCCCAGCAAUUCCUGAACGUCAUCGCAACCGUCCAUCGCUCAGCCUCGACCGUGAACUUGGAGAAGGGGAGAGUGAGAAUGCCGUUGAGAGGUACCCAAGUUUCAAGAAGAAAUCCUUGACUCUUGACAUUGGCAGUGAUCUUGGUUUGAGUCUUGAUCAAGAUUUCGACCGGGUGAUCGAAGCCCAAAAGGUUGCGUUUGACCCACCUUCGCAUUCUGCUUUUGCUUCUUCCGAAAAUGACAAUGGACAAGCGUCUAAUUCUCGCGCAAAUGCACAUUAUAACUUUUAUGCUAAUCUUUCUCCCCAUAAACAGCGCGGUUACCUCAUGAGACAAAACACAAAACUCAUUGUCGCUAGCAGCGACGACAAGGGCGAUGGAACUCGAUCCGCUGGUAACUCACCCAUCAAGCAAGACCGUCCACAAUCGUGGACUGUCGAGCCAUGGAACGGGCAAAUGCGAAAAACCAGUAGUAGAUCAAACCCUCGAAAGAAGCCGGCACCAGGGGCUGCACCUCCAAUGCCUGGUCAGGAUAGCAAUGUGACAGGCUUAAGUAUAGUGGCCGAAGACCGCCCCACUACUGGGCCGGUGAUUGAAGAGACUGGAGAGAGAGGAAGAUUGUUUGUCAAGGUUAUUGGUGUUAAAGACUUGGAUCUUCCAUUACCCAAAAGUAAGAAUCCCGACGCUCGCUUUUUGGCACUGCUAACCAUCUUAGAUGAGCAAACCUGGUUCAGUCUGACCCUUGACAAUGGUGUUCACUGUGUGACUACCGCCUGGCUUGAAUUAGGAAGGAAUGCACCGAUUGGACAAGAGUUUGAAUUGGUGGUGCCAAAUGAGCUUGAGUUUCAAUUAACCCUGAACGCGAAAUUGGUUAAGCCAGCCCCCAAGCGGGUCAUGGAGUCCCCUACGAAAGGCCACAAAGCACAAAAACCUUCUACUUUCAGUCGAGUCUUUGCCUCACCAAAGAAGCGAAAAGAAAUCGAGAUGCGGCAUAAAGAAGAAGAGGAGCGACUUGUGGAGCAAAGACGGAAAGAGCAAGCCAGGAAUAAUAACGUACAACCUACAGGCUGGGACCUUAUCUCUCCUCUUGCUGCCGAAGAUGGAAGUUUUGGACGAUCGUACGUGUGCUUGAAAGAUCACGAGUCCAAAUGCUACGGAAGACCGUAUGUUGUCGACGUUGCAGCUUUCAAUGAAUGGGCGACUGAAGAGGCAACUCAUUCGUCCAGUGUGAAGGGUAAGCGCGGAAAUACGGUUGUUCAACGACGGGCUCCAUACAAGGUUGGCAAACUUGAACUUCAGCUCCUCUUCGUGCCAAAGCCUAAAGGCGCCACCGACGAUGACAUUCCCAAGAGUAUGAACUCCUGCAUUCGAGAAAUGAAAGAGGCUGAACAAGCACUUGCUCGCAACUGGGAAGGUCAUCUUAGUCAACAAGGUGGUGACUGUCCAUACUGGCGUCGUCGCUACUUCAAGCUCGUAGGCAACAAACUCACCGCCUAUCACGAGUCAACCCGCCAACCCCGAGCAACCAUCAAUCUCGCGAACGCCAGCAAGCUGAUCGAUGACCGUAGUGCCCUCACACAAAAAGAAACCAGCGGCAAAGGUGGCAAGCGCCGCAAAUCAGGCUUUGCGGAAGAAGAAGAGGGCUAUAUGUUCGUUGAAGAAGGCUUCCGAAUUCGCUUUAACAACGGCGAAGUCAUUGAUUUCUACGCCAAUACGGCUGCGGAUAAAGACGGCUGGAUGAAGGUUCUUGAGGCUUGUGUGGGAAAGGAGGGUGAGGCGGGUAGGAGCAAGUGGUGUGAUCUCGUGCUGAAGCGCGAGGAUAGUGCAAGGAGGAAGUCGGAGGUGGGACACGGCACCCCGAGGGGCGUGAGGCAUCACCAGAGGACGAAGAGCCAUGGUGUUUAG